Molecule: messenger RNA, 1035 nt
Organism: Myotis davidii
Lineage: Eukaryota; Metazoa; Chordata; Mammalia; Chiroptera; Vespertilionidae
Product: cylicin-2
Exons: 4
Coding region: 1-1035 (344 amino acids)
Cellular component (GO): nucleus
Molecular function (GO): structural constituent of cytoskeleton
Source: RefSeq, a predicted model, not a curated record
AUGUCUGUACCAAGAUUCCAAAAACUAAACUAUGGGUCAUAUGAUAAUUACAUCCCAGUCAGUGAAUUAAGCAAAAAAUCAUGGAAUCAGCAACACUUUUCCCUGGCAUUUCCCAAACCACAGCGGCCAGGAAAAAAAGUGAGAUCAAGACCUUCCCAACUACAAGACAAGGCAGCUUUAAAACCUGAUGAAGACAAAUUAAAGGGAGGUUCUCAACGACCAUUAUGGAUGCACCGUUCUUUAAUGCUAAUUUCGGAAAGACCAUCUGUCUAUUUAGCUGCCAGGCGGCGGCCUCCAACUCGUGGCCCAACUGUAGCAGCAGCUAAAGACAAGAAGGAUGCAUCAGAGUCAGAAACUGAAUCCGCAGUUUCACAUGAGCCCAAAAUAACUAGGAAAGAUUCAAAAAAAGACAAGCCUUUAGAAACAAAAACAUCAGGUAUCAAAAAAGAGACAAGGUCAAUAAAGAUCAAGGACUCAACUACAGAAUCAGAAGCUGAAAAGGGAGACACAAAGAAAGAUUCAAAAAAAGAUAAGAAAGGCUCAAAGAAGGGCAAGGGGUCAGAUGCAGAGUCAGAAGAGGUAAAAGGAGAACUGAAGAAAGGUUCAAAAAAAGAAAAGAAAGGUACAAAGAAGGGCAAGGUGUUGGAUGCAGAAUCAGAAGAGGAAAAAGGAGAACUGAAGAAAGAUUCAAAAAAAGAAAAGAAAAGUACAAAGAAGGGCAAGGAGUUAGUAGUUGAAGAACCAGGAAAGGAAAAAGAAUUGCUGAAGAGAAGUUCCAAAAAAGAUAGGGGUUCAAAGAAGCACAAGGAGCCAACUGAAGAACCUGGAGAUGAAACAACAGAUGCAAAGAGAUCCAGUGACAAAGAGGAUGAAUCAAAAGACAAGAAAGAAAGCAAGAAAGAAGGCAAGAAAGAUAAAAAGAAAGAAAGCAAGAAAGAAAGCAAGAAAGAAGGCAAAGAAGGCGAGAAAGAUGCCAAGGGAGAGACUGAGACAGAAUCUGCUGAUGCAAAAAAGGAGGGAAAGAAGGGCAAGUAG